Molecule: messenger RNA, 1965 nt
Organism: Aureobasidium pullulans EXF-150
Lineage: Eukaryota; Fungi; Ascomycota; Dothideomycetes; Dothideales; Saccotheciaceae
Product: cora-domain-containing protein
Exons: 1
Coding region: 1-1965 (654 amino acids)
Biological process (GO): intracellular magnesium ion homeostasis; magnesium ion transmembrane transport
Cellular component (GO): plasma membrane
Molecular function (GO): magnesium ion transmembrane transporter activity
Source: RefSeq, a predicted model, not a curated record
AUGGCAGAGACUCCCCGAUCCGAGAGGUCGCAGACCAGAUUCAGCACUCCUGUGUCUGACCUUGACGACCACCGCCACCAACAGGAAUCGCUACCACGCGCCAACGGACAAGGAUCACGAAGAGGCACUCUUGCAAGCAUUGCAGAUCGCCCAGAUAUCGCAGCUCUGGCUGCAGCUCAACUCGAACUCGGACACGGAAUGAUCGCUCGCGACUUUGAGAACGCCGUUGUCGACGACGAAGACGAUCACAGCAUUCGUUCCGUUCAUGAGACACCCAAAUGGCGACGCAACUCCAUCAGCCCUAACGUAGGAAGAAGAGGCACCGUUCGUCUUCCUCCACCCGCCAUAGAGACCAAGUCGAGGAGCCGUGAGUCUUCUAGUUCGAGAUCGACCUCUCCUCCGAACUCGGUCGACGCCUUUGCAAACCCCCAGAGACGUCGCCGAGGCGACACCAUCACUAGUGAUGUCCCUCCCUUUACCAACUUGAACCUUACAAGAACCAUCUCUGGUGCCUCUCAUCAUCGCCGACCAACCUUUGACGAUGCCAAGUCGACUCACACCGCUCAAUCGCGCCACAGCUCUGUUCAAGACGACGUCUGCUUUCCUGCUGAGCGCGAUCAGAGCAAGACCUAUCUCAUUGACUUUGAGGAGCUUGAGGAGUUUGUCGCGGAGUCGCACGAGAAGACUCCCGUCUCUCACCCUUUCCAGCCACCUUUCGGCAAACAGAAGCCCAGCGAGCCCAAGGUAUUCCACGACCUUCGCACUUGCAAGACCAAUGCAAGCGAUAGCGAUGUCGUGGAUGACAAACAAGUCGUAGACCAUGAGAAGAAGCCGGAUCUCCCCGAGCAUGAACUUGAGCGCGUUGCAUCUCACACAGAGUACUUCAACAGAUUCACCUUCUUCUCCUCUGAGAUCGAUGAGACUAUCCACGCCCCUGAGCUGGGCGGUCUUCUCAUGCCUGGCGAGUCAUUCAGAGACUUGUUCGAGCUUGGUCCUGACGGUGGUGUCUGGUGGCUUGACAUGCUCAACCCCUCUGAGGAAGAAGUCACCGCCAUCUGCAAAGCGUUUGGCGUCCACCCUUUGACUCGCGAGGAUAUUACCACCCAAGAGACACGCGAGAAGGUUGAGCUGUUCAGAUCAUACUACUUUGUCUGUUUCCGUUCCUUCUACCAGGAGGACAAGGAAAGCGAGGACUUCAUGGAACCUAUCAAUGUUUACACCGUCGUCUUCCGCGAGGGCCUGCUGACCUUCACCUUCUGCAACAACCCGCAUGCUGCUAACGUCCGCAAGCGUAUUGGCCGUCUUCGAGACUACGUUAACCUCAGUGCUGACUGGAUUUGCUACGCUCUGAUUGAUGAUAUCGUUGAUGCUUUCGGACCUGUUCUGCGUGAUGUUGAACACGAGGCUGAUGCCAUUGAGGACAACGUCUUCACUGCGCGAUUCGAAGACUCGCGUGCCAUUCUGCGACAGAUCGGUACCUGCCGAAAGAAGGUCAUGUCUCUGUUGCGCUUGCUUGGUGGCAAGGCAGAUGUCAUCAAGGGCUUUGCAAAACGUUGCAACGAGCAGUACAGCAUGGCACCUCGUGGUGAUGUUGGUCUGUAUCUCUCUGACGUUCAAGACCACGUCGUGACUAUGAUGAGCAACUUGUCCCAUUUCGAAAAGAUCCUCUCACGUAGUCACUCCAACUACCUCGCUCAGAUCUCUGUCGACAACAUUGCCCAAGGCAACAAGGCCAACUCGUUGCUCUCCAGAGUUACUGUCCUGGCCACUAUUUUGGUCCCUCUCAACCUGGUUACUGGCCUUUUCGGUAUGAACGUUCGUGUUCCUGGUAUGGAUGGCAACAACCUCGCUUGGUGGUUUGGAAUUCUGGGCUUCAUGCUCAUUUUUAUUGCAGCCUGCCUCCUUACUGCAUGGAAGAUUGGCUUGCUCGAGGAUGUCGUUCCCGAACGCGAGGAAGAACUGUAA